Melitaea cinxia (Glanville fritillary) is the source of this 687-nucleotide messenger RNA. RefSeq lists its product as uncharacterized. The transcript has a single exon. NCBI's taxonomy places the organism in Eukaryota, Metazoa, Arthropoda, Insecta, Lepidoptera, Nymphalidae. The record is from RefSeq and is a predicted model, not a curated record. Bases 1 to 687 code for a protein of 228 amino acids.
AUGAAUGAGACUGAGUGUGAUCAGAAAGUGAAAUAUGUUGACAUGAGUGAGGAAGAAGAAUUACGUGAUUGGGGAUCACCAAUUUCGACGGAGAAAAAUAUAGAAAAACAGGAGCACUUUUUUGUAGAGGUAGUAAACAAUUGUCAGGAUAGUGGUAAGGAGAAAGAGAAUUUAAGUACAGACAGACCAUCAAAGCGAACGAGAGAGGAAGAUGAUAUAGGAUGGACAAAGGUGGAAAAAAAAAUUAAGAAACAGGGACAAAUUAAGAUUGAAGUUAUAAUUUCGAGUAAAGAAAAACUGCCAAAACAGUUUGCGAUUGCUAAGUUAUUUACAGCUCUUAACUUUAUCGACAUAAUUAAGAUCAAAUAUAUUAACCCAUAUAGAAUUAAGAUGGAAGUUCCUAACGAGGAUUAUGCGACUAAAGUUAUUAAUUGUUCGGAAUUUGAAAAAAGAGGAUGGAGAGUACAUCGGGAGAUGGAUGUAAACGUAUCGCAUGGAAUUAUAAAACAUGUGGAUCUUGAGUUGACUGAGGACCAGGCUCUAGAAGCAAUUAAGUGCCCUAAUAAUGUGCAGGUUUUAUCUUUAAAACGGUUGAAACGAAGAAACGAGGCUGGUGAAUGGAUACCGAGUGAAGUGGCGCGUAUUGACUUUUUAAUGCUCUUACUUGCCAGCAUAUAUUUACAUUGA